Cataglyphis hispanica is the source of this 4863-nucleotide messenger RNA. It is a transcript of the gene Ndf, whose product is annotated as cytokine-like nuclear factor N-PAC. Bases 125 to 1636 code for a protein of 503 amino acids. The record is from RefSeq and is a predicted model, not a curated record. Lineage: Eukaryota; Metazoa; Arthropoda; Insecta; Hymenoptera; Formicidae. Gene Ontology annotation, molecular function: oxidoreductase activity, acting on the CH-OH group of donors, NAD or NADP as acceptor; NAD binding; NADP binding. The transcript has 10 exons.
GCGGGGGAAGGAGAGACUUGUUCACGUCGUCGCGCACAAACGACGCUCCGCUCGUCAGUCAGUUGCUCCAGUCGCUCGCUGAUCGUUACUGGAGUAGGUAGACAGGUCUCUCUUCGUCCACGCGAUGUCGGAAGUAUUCAAAUUGGGUGACUUAGUUUGGGCGAAAAUGAAGGGAUUCUCGCCGUGGCCGGGCCGGGUGUCAGUUCCUUCAAAGGACUUAAAGAAACCUGCAAACACUAAAAAGGGACCAGUACAAUGUAUUUUCUUCUUUGGAACAAAUAAUUAUGCGUGGAUAGAAGAAUCCCACAUUAAACCGUACCAAGAAUAUAAAGAUACUUUAGUGAAAUCUAGCAAGUCUGGUGCAUUCAAAGAUGCAGUGGAAGCCAUAGAAGAUUUUAUCGCCAAAGGAGAAGUAUUUGAAGAUGGCUUAGAUCCAGAUUCCCUCUUCGAUAGACUUAAAGAAGAGACUGUAGCUGAGAAAAAACCCGUCGUUAAAACACCAAAACCUCGUAAGGAAGUAACAAAAACUCCUAAGCGAUUAAGGGACAGUGGUUCAGAUGAUCGUCGAUCUGGUAAAAAGCAGCGUAGGGAAUCAAGUACCAGCAAUAGCAAUAGAGUUGGUAGUGUCAGUCCUACACUGAAUCAUUCUACCCCGGCUAGAAAAACGGGCUCGCUUCUAAACAGACCGGCAAAUGUCACCAGACCUGUCACGCCGCCUUUAGAUCUCGAAACAAUGUCAGAAACUCUCAAGGAAAAGAACAUUCUCCCAUCAAAUCUGAAAUUUGGUUUUCUCGGACUUGGCAUCAUGGGUAGCGGUAUCGUGAAAAAUUUGAUCAACAGUGGUCAUAGCGUGAUCGUAUGGAAUCGGACGCAGGAAAAGUGUGCAGAUUUUGUGAAGGCUGGGGCAGAGCAAGGUUUAACACCAUCCGAUGUUGUACUGGCAGCUGAUAUCACCUUCUCCUGUGUAGCUGACCCACAAGCUGCUAAGGACAUGGUAUUUGGCAAUUGUGGCGUACUGACAGAGAUAUCUCCUGAAAAGGGCUAUGUCGAGAUGACUGGUAUUGACGCAGAGACAUCUCAAGAUAUCGCUGAAGCAAUAAAUGGCAAAGGUGGUCGUUAUUUAGAGGCACAAGUGCAAGGAAGUAAAACACAGGCACAGGAAGGUACCCUGGUGAUCCUUGCAGCUGGAGAUCGAUCGCUCUUUGAUGAAUGUCAAUCUUGCUUCGAGGCUAUGGGCAAGAAUAGUUUUUAUCUCGGUGAAGUCGGAAAUGCUUCCAAAAUGAAUCUUGUACUUCAACUAAUGGCUGGUGUGACUCUGGCAGCUCUGGCUGAAACUAUGGCGCUUGCAGAUCGCGCCGGUCUCCAGCAAAAGGACGUUCUGGAAGUCUUGGAAUUGACAUCUUUAGCAUGUCCAGCAAUUCUCGACAAAGGCAAAGCAAUUAUCGAGGGCGGUUUUCCUACUCAAUUACCGCUGCGACAUAUGCAAAAAGACCUGAGAUUGUCCCUGGGUAUGAGUGAUCAACUAGAGCAACCUUUACCGCUGGCUGCCGCGGCGAACGAGGUGUACAAGCAUGCUAAGCGUCUCGGAUAUGGCGAACAUGAUGCUUCGGCCGUUUAUAUCAGGGCCAGGUUCUAACGUACCUUAGGCAUCAUGUUGUCACCGAGCUUUGCUAUACCGUAUUUAUUGCGAUACCUGACGUUAUUUCCCGCCGCUAACUGAGGAAAGAGAGAGAAAGAAAUUGGGUGAGAACAGUAAUUGAUACUUUAACAAGAUACUCGACUUAGUGUAGGUCGAUACUUUAAAAAUACACACGUCGUUAUAUUCUAUGCGUACGUUUGCAAAAUUUAAGAAAACGUAAAGAACGCAUUGAAAAUGGAAUAAAAAAAUGCAAUGUAUCACAGAAGACUUUUAUCAACGCGCGUUGAGAAGAAAAAUGUUGCAAACACUUGUAAAAUAAUCUUAGUAUUAUAACUUACUAUGAUAAUGAUGAUUUCAAUAAUACACUAAUACAAUAAUACUCUUUUCUUCUGACAUGUCAUAGCGUAAUAGUGUUUCUCGACUAAAGAAACAUUUUUCUUCGCCCGCGAAUGAAAGAAUAACGUUAACGUCGGUUAACGAUCGAGCUCUCGAGUCGCGUCUCGACUUCGAUUGUACGCAAGACGCCAGAUCCAGUUAUUUCAAUUUCAAGAGAUUCGGGACGUGUCGAAAAUAUGUGCCUUAGGAUACCGAUUGAAGGAAGGCGUUGAGCGAAAUAUGGAUUGCGUUUUGAAAGUCGCAAUUCAUAAUGAAUGACACAUUGGCGUGAGAUUAUCUUACUAACAGAGAAUGACUGACAGACUACAUUAUGACGAUGAUAAGCAAAGCGUUAAUGACAAUAGUCGCAGGGAAGUUUAGAGACAACAUAUAAGUUUUAUGUGGUGCAAUUGUGAAGUUAAAUUGCUAUUAUACAAUGAUUUUGGUGAUUAAAACUUGGAGAUUGGAAACUUGAAAGUAUCUGCCAAUUGGAAUACAAUUGCGUAACAGCAAGAGGACUGAUUCUUAUUUGUAUAGUAUAUCGCGUCUUCUUCAUAAUCCACAUAAUAAUUCUAAACAAUAACGUUAAAGAAUAACUUUUAACACAUUAUUUUAUAGAUGCACUUUUAUUUUGUAGAUCUCAAGUUUUUAUCUCGCACUCCAUACAACGAACAGUAAAAGUGCACUGUGUUAUUCUAAUCAUACUAUUUGUUUAUUAAUGAAUUAGCAGAUCAAAUAAUAAAUUUGAUCAUCUGCAUUACAUCAUAUUUAAUGUAUACUAAAAGCUGUUAUACAUAAUUUAUAAAUACAAAAACAAAAUAUAAGCUUUUUCAGGAUAAAAUAAUUAAUAUAUGUUAUAAUUAAAUAACUUUUAUAAUAUUAUUAUUAUAUAUAUGUAUAUAAUAAUUUGAAAUAUUUUUAUUAUGUGGAUUUACAUUUAAAUAAUUUGAUCACAAUAGCUUUUAUGUGUGCAUUAACACGGUGCAGUGUUAUACAAAUGAUCAAAUUUGCUAUAUAAAGUAAUUAGCUUUUUUUUCUAGAUAAAUAUUAGGAAUAUUCAGAUUAAAACCAUGUGACAAUAUACUACAGUCAUUCAGAAUUCAGUUUAGAAUUACUUGCGAAAGAAUAAUUUUGAGAUAUAAUUGCAGAAUUCAAUUUACUAAAUGCUAAAUAAGAAAAUAUUUGUAUUUAUGCUUGCUAAAUCGGCACAUUUUUACUGACUGUUAAUAGUUAACAAGCCAAUAAACAAUAUUUUAUAUCUUAAUAAAAUACAGAAAAAAAUUUGUAAAAAAAACAGAGGAUGUUAUUUAAAAUAUUACACAAUUUGUUUUCUUGAAUCUUUUUAACAUUAGCAAUAUUUUUUCGAAAGUUUGAAAACAGAAACUGUACACCUGCAACAUUCUGUAUUAUAUUUUAUCAUUCCACAGUUAAAAAUUAAACCCAAUCUCGUAAUCGAAAUCAUAAAUUGAACAUAAUAAAAUUUGAUUUACUAAUAAAAAAUAUACUGAUGAAUAUUUGCGGAUCACUUUCCCAAACCUUAAUUCAUUUAGUAUAUAUACGGAAGUUUUUAUUUUCAUAAAAACAUCGCGUGUUUGACGCACAUCGACUUCUCAGAACAGUCCUUACUACGAUAAGGUAUCCCAGUCUUUCGUACGAGCACGAUCGUACGAUCUUCGCGAGAAGAGGAUCCUUCUGAGGAAGGAAGUAAGUGAGUGGAACGCUUCCAUUUUCCCAGGACGAUCGUGCGAUUCUCACGGGCGACACGCGACGAAGUCGAGAACGAUCGGAGAGUCGCAAAUUGGCUCGCGGAGGUAGACCUCCGGUCAAGAAAAACGAACGAAUUUCCUUCGACUUUUUAAUGUAAAAAGGGAGACACCAUUGAUGUUUAAGAAAACGUAAAAAAAAGUGAGUUUUUUCAUAUUCAAGUAAAUUUGUGUCUCAUUUUUUGUCAAUCGUUAUUUUGUGCGAAUUUUUUCUUUUCCUGGAAAAAGAAGAUUUUGAUGAUCAUUGAUUUUUUAACGUGUUCAGAAAAUGUAAAAAUUAGAGAUUGUUGAAUUUUUAUUCUUCAUAACUAUUCGAGAUUUUCUUCUAAAUCGUUGUCUAUCCUUUUUCAUAUUUGAAUAUUGAAAUUGUAAAUUUUAUGUUUAAUUGUUAAUGUAUAAAAAUUAUAGUUUUUUUUAUAGAAAAUAUUUAGCGAUCCUGAUCAUUUUAAGGAAUACGCUGAAUAUAAAAUAUGAAGAAACGUUUGCGCUCUUGGAAAAGAAAUCUAAACAAAGUUAUUUGUAUAUAUUAUCAGGCUAAUUUUUUCUCAGAGUAAUCCUUUAGAUUACCUGUUUAUUUAUUUAACGGAUAUUUCUCAAAGUCGAAUGGAAAAUCGUGUCGUACACUUGACAAGGUCUGAAAUUUGUGCAUAUGAGCAUGUGCGGGAAAUUUCGUAGUGUAUAGCUGAAAUAAAAAUGGCUUAUCAGCGCCAUAUCACGUAUGACAACAUGUAAUUAGAUACGUACACACAAUCACACAAUCAUAUUAAAUAAAUAACAAUACAAUGACAAAAAUUGUAUGAAUAUAAUCCGCAACUGACGUGUGAGAUGGAUGUGUGGAGAUAGAAAAAAAUAUAUAUUAAAUAUUCUACAGCAUAAAAGAAGAAUAUAUAUACAUAUAAUUAGUAAAUAUUAUGUUUACUAAAAAGAAAAAAAAAACAAAAAUGAAAAUAAUAAUGUGAGAGAAAUUAGUGUGAGUGCGAGCGAAUGAAUGAGAGUAUACAUCAUGCGUGUUACGUCGGUAACAGACAUUAUAUGUUUUGUCACGGAUACAAUGGUUUUUAAAUAAAUAUCUAUUUGAAUUAUGAA